Messenger RNA from Penicillium mononematosum, 1671 nucleotides. Its product is annotated as putative C6 transcription factor RosA-like. Bases 1 to 1671 code for a protein of 556 amino acids. Gene Ontology annotation, biological process: regulation of transcription by RNA polymerase II. Gene Ontology annotation, molecular function: DNA-binding transcription factor activity, RNA polymerase II-specific; zinc ion binding. Lineage: Eukaryota; Fungi; Ascomycota; Eurotiomycetes; Eurotiales; Aspergillaceae. The transcript has 5 exons. The record is from RefSeq and is a predicted model, not a curated record.
AUGGUCGGUCCAGGCGGCGGUCCACCACGCAAGAGCCACACCAAAUCCCGUAACGGCUGCAAGACUUGCAAGAGAAGACAUAUUCGAUGCGACGAGACCUUCCCACAAUGCCGCAAUUGCACAAAGCACAACUGCCGUUGUGACUACCAAGAUACGGCUGCCACUCAAGGUGGUAGUCCCUCGCCGCCACGCCGGGGCCCUGACCUCCUCAUUUCGCCAGAGAUCGAAAUGGAAAUAGAUAAUUGGCAUCGCACUGGAGUGCCUCCAUAUCCGGAGCUCUUGCAGUGCCCGCGAUCUGGGUGGUCUGGCUUGUCACGGACCGAUUUGCGCUUGAUUCACCAUAUCAUUGGGCUUUCUAUUGACUUGCAUCGUCGAGGGUUAAGUGGCUGCACUGUGUGGGCGCAGAAGAUGCCCAAUUUCCUGGCUAUUUCGCUGGGCAGCGACUUCGUUAUGAGCUCUAUCUUGAGCUUUUCGGCGUUUCAUCUUGCUUUCCUUACGCGAGAUCAGGAGACUAAGCAGCUGGCUUUCCGUCAUAAAGUCACGGCUCUCCAGGGACUUCAGACGGCUCUGGGAUCCUUCUCGAAGGAGAACUGCGAUGCGAUUCUCGCGGCUUCCGUUCUUUUAUCAUGGCAGGCGACAGACCAUCAAAGUUGGGCAUCUUUGCAACAUGGCAUCUCUAGCGUCCUAGAGUCCAUGCAUCCAUAUUGGAAGCAAGAGUCAGAUAUUGCACAGUUGAUAGAAAACCAACGAGCACUGAGUACGACAGAUCUUUCAAUGGCCGGAGUCUAUCAACCACUCGAUGAAGACAUGGGAGAACUCAUUGAAUUCACACAGCAAUUCCGUGAUGACUUCCCCAACCAAACAACCGAACAAUCCUUCGAAAGCAUCCAAACCCUCCGCCGCUGGCUCUUCUGGCUCCCACCCUCCAUGCUCCGAAGCAGCGAGUCAGAUAUUAGCGCUCUCCCAAUUCUAGCCCAAUUCUUCGCCGUCGGCAUCGCUCUCGACCGCUUCUUCCCUGAGCUAGGCGGCGCAUACCUGGGUGCCCUAUUCAUUAGUCCCAUCGAAGAGAUAUACCGCAUAAUAGCAACCCACAACUCUGCAAACCCCUUCAACACCGACCUGCGUCUACCCCUGGAACUCAUGGACUUGCCCCGCAGCGUCGUCGCCCGCUAUCGCAGCCACCUCCACCUCCCCUGGUCCCCCCGCUCAUCAGUCGACCAUUACUCCCCUGGCCCACCCAGCCCCUUCCACCACAAUAUGCACGAGUACCCGCUCGUCACCUCUUCCUCGCCUGCUUCCGCCUCAACUUCUUACGCCGCUUAUACCCCGCCCUUGCAUUCCCCUCCUGCCGUCGCUAUUGCCAACUCUGGCUUCCCCAUCCAAGACGGCUAUGUCUCCGCCACAACCUCCCAUUCCCUGUACCCGCCCUCCCCACAGCUUCUCGAUAACCACGACGUGCACAUCGGUCUGUCGGAUUUGGGUCAUGGCCACCCCAAUUCUCAUGCUUCUAUUCCUCAUUCAGCGGCUUACACCCCGCCGUAUGGUGGCGAUGUGAUGUGCGCCGGUUUGCCGCGCGCGGAUGGCACACUCGGUCUCAAUAUGGAGGUCUAUCCACAGACACAUCCGUUUGAAAUGCCGGGCUUGGCUGCUCCUACUUCACUUUGGACUUGA